This is a messenger RNA of Carica papaya (papaya), 1413 nucleotides long. Its product is annotated as protein LEAD-SENSITIVE 1-like. The record is from RefSeq and is a predicted model, not a curated record. NCBI's taxonomy places the organism in Eukaryota, Viridiplantae, Streptophyta, Magnoliopsida, Brassicales, Caricaceae.
CCAAGUCUCUAAGUUAAGCUUUCAGGUCAAAAUUCAAGGAAGCAAGACAGAGAAUCAUCACCUCAAAUUUUCGCUUUUUUUCAUUUUCCCAACAUCAUCUCUUAUUUCAAAAUGAUAGCGACCAAUUUCCAGAUAUCUAAAUCCAUAUAAUGAUCAUAAUGGUUGUUGAACGGAUCGGUUCCCCCCAAUCAUACGCCGCCACGCUCCUAUGAUUCCUCGUUUGCUGAUGUCUGAGCCGUGGGGUCCACUGUAAGCGGUGUUUGGCUACUAGCAUUACCAAACUCCUGAACUGAAUCAAUCGCCUUUAAAGUUAAUCUGUGUAAUAGCCUACCCUCCCGGCAGAGUCAAGUAGAAGAGGGAAAUGGGUCUGCUAACCAAUAGAGUAGAAAGAGAUGAUGUCAGGCCAGGGGAUCAUAUCUAUACUUACAGGGCUGUUUUUACCUACUCUCACCACGGGAUUUUUGUUGGGGGUAGCAAGGUGGUUCAUUUCAGACCUGAACAAAACUUGAAUUCCAGCACCGAGGCAUCUCUGGACUUGUAUGAUUCAGCAUCUAGCCUCUCAUCUUCCUGUCCAAUCUUUCCUGAUUGUGGAUUCAGGCAACCCAACAGUGGGGUAGUGCUCUCAUGCCUGGAUUGCUUCCUUAGAAACGGAUCCAUUUACUGCUUUGAAUAUGGUGCAAGUCCAUCAGUUUUUCUUGCCAAAGUACGUGGAGGCACAUGCACCACUGCACCAUCUGACUCACCAGAUGCGGUUAUCCACCGCGCAAUGUAUCUUCUCCAAAAUGGGUUUGGGAAUUAUGAUAUCUUUCAAAACAACUGUGAGGAUUUUGCACUCUACUGCAAAACAGGUUUACUGAUAAUGGAGAAGCUAGGGGUUGGAAGAAGUGGUCAAGCGUCUUCUGUAGUUGGGGCCCCAUUAGCUGCCAUUCUUUCUUCUCCUCUGAAGCUGCUGAUUCCAAGCCCUGUUGGUGUUGCAACAGUUACAGCCGGGAUGUACUGUAUGAGCAGGUAUGCAACAGACAUCGGUGUUCGGUCUGAUGUGAUCAAGGUGGCAGUUGAGGAGUUGGCUGUGAACUUGGGGUGGGGAGAACAGGAAGUAGCUGAGGAAGAUGAAGCAUCUAACAGACAGAGUGCAUAUUGAUUCCUCUUGCCUAUAGAAUCUUCAUAUGCGUGAAAAAGGCAGUCACCAGAAAUAAUUAUCUGUUGAAAUGCAUGAAUGAGUUUAGGUUUGCUUGAUCUCUCCUUCCCGGUCAAGCAGGCACUUGGUGUUUUUACAGUGGUUUGGUUGUCUAAUUGUGUAUGUGGAAAGUUCAAUUAUCAACUAUAGAAGUUACAGGUAUAUAUGACUCCUGUUUCAUAUGGUGUUACCAACUCUUGAAAGUAAAUUUAAGGUCAUUAGUCGCUUGAGAAUGC